AUCAAAGCAUCACAACUUGCACCACAACACCAUAAACAUUAAUAUUAUAUCAUAUCAUAUCAUAUAGAGACACGAUCGUCUCUACUCUGUGGUGAAAUGUGGUUGUGAAUCAAAGAGGGGAUGUGAUUCUCAAAAUUAAGAUGAAGACUUGGGUAUCGUUGUGAAAGUUGGGAGAGUGAUCGAGUGGGUUGCUAACACGUAUUGAGAAGUUGGUUGGGUCCACGGUAUGUUUCGAUAAAUCGCGGUUAAGACCAAACCAGAUCAAGAGAGAGAAAAAUCAUUUAAUAUAGACCAUAUACCAGAUCAGAUCAUACUUAAUGGUCUACGGUCCAAACCAAACUGUACAGUCUGGUUUAGAUCAUGGUUUUUCAAACGGUCUGGUCUAUUUUCCCAACCCUAAUAAUAAUCUUAUUCUAACAACUCGAGUUAUUAGGACCAACAUGACAGAUACGAGGAUCAACCAUUUUUUAGCUGGUGGUGGGGCUUGAUCAUAAUUGAGACUCCGCCAUAAAAGUAUUGGUCCAACAACUGAAUCGGAUUUGGGGUAGGAGAGUGAACUGAUCAUCAGCCGAAUUUAUUUAUUUAUGAAUUAUGAUGGAUGCUUUGUGUCUUGUCAUUUAUGUGCUUGCUGCUGCCUUCCUAAUGAGUUAUUUGGCUUUCUCGUUGGAUAGAAGUAGUACUUGGGCAUCAUUAAGAGCGGUAGGUAGCUUAGCUUGCUAGUGAGAACGAUCAUUUGACCACCGCCAGUAGGUAAAGCACCCAUCUCUCAAAGUCUCAAACUCUCCGCGACAAAUUUUUAUGAAGGUGGCCAUGGCUGGGUUAACCAAUAAUUACUACAACCGACUAAAAAGCAAAAUAAUUUUAGGUUACCAGAAAGUUCAUUUGUUGAUAGUAUGUUACCCUUGGGCUUAUUCGGAUUGCUACCCAAAUUGAGGCCCACAUAGCCCAACUAGACCCAAUAGACUAAGCAAGCCCAACGAGACACGCGGGAGCGUAAAGCGUGCAAAUAAGACUAGAGACAUGGCAGAUAGUGAAGUAGGCAUCCCGGCCCGUUGGCCGGAUACAUUAUAUCAAUAAUGUAAACAAUCAUAGUAAUUAUUUGAGAAAACUACAUUUUUAUCAACUACCAUAAAAGAGUUCAAUUAUUCAUUAUUGAAAAAAGAGCAUGGAUCAUAAAUAUUUGACAGACUAACAAAUUCAUCAACUAACGCUAUUAACGGAAGUUAAAAAAUUAUACAAGGGAAUCAGCUCCUAAAAACUUGCUUCAUCCACAACAAUAAUAACGCCUUCAUUUUCGUUCACGACACCUUAUUUCGACUAUGAGCAAUAUAUACAAUUUAACAUUCUCUUCCUUCUUCGGCAGUGGGUCUCGUCCUUGUAUAUGUUUCUUUCUUCUUUUCUUUUUUCUUUUUUCUUCAAGGGUUCUUCGUUUGGUAUUUCGGCUCUUCUUUUUUGCUUCCUUUUGGUUUUGCAGGCCUAUGAAGAAACAGGGGCCUUCUGGCGGGCUUAGUUUCCUUGGUAGGCCUGGUUCGGUUUGCACCUCUCGUGCGUUCUUGUACUAGGAACUCACUUGUUUUGUUUUUGUUUAUUGCCCUUAUAAAAAAAAACAUUCUCUUCCUUCUUCUCCUAAAUUUCAUUGAAAGCAACAUUUAAUGCUAAAUAUUUUUCAAAUAUGAAACAUAAUUUAGAUAUGACAUGUUCAAGUAAAGAAUAAUUUUACGAUUUACUCUUACUCGCUAAUACAAUUCUAUCGCCACAAUGAAUUGCGUCUUCUUUCUUCUCAACAAUAUCAUUAUCUCCGUAACUGAAUAUACUACUUCCAUCAUUAAAAGACUCUUCUCCUCCUCCUAAAUAAUUGAAAGCAAGAACUCAAAAAAAAAUCCUCCUGAAACUUUUUUUCAUACUAUUUUAGUUUUUACUAUAUACUACAUGCAGAGAUAAACUUUCCUCUAAUCAAUUACUUCAAAUUUUGAAAUUAUUUGAAUGGAGUUGGAAAUAAAUGUUUGCUUUUUGCAGGAGUUAACAAAACGAAUGCUUAUAUUUUUGGUUGUGGAUGUCAAACUCCAACUAAAAAGUAUUUAGAGUCUUGAUGAAAACUUUGAUCGUCCAAUAGUUAUAAUAUGUGAUGUACUUUUUGUGCAUUAUAAUUGUCGAUCACAUUCCUAUUCAGAUUAAUCGUUUAAAAGAAAUAUGUCUAUAAAAAUAGAAACUUGAUGUGAAUUGAAUGAUUGAGCUUGUGAUUAUUCAAUUCGACUAACUUGAUGUGAAUUUGACAUGUCUAACAUAUGUGUCGCCUUUUUGUGUUGACCAAUAGAAGAGAUAUACUAAACAGACUCGCUUUACCUAGAGUUUAGAGUGACCAUAGUUAUAGCAAAUUACUUCUGAUUAGCUUAUUUUUUUGCUUGCCCAUUAUUUAAGUACGAUAAAGUAAAAUGCUAUAACCUUAAACUAAAAAAGGAAAAGGAUUAUGCCGAACAAAUAUAAAAGAAGCUGAAGGCCAACCUACUACUGGAAUCCUAUCUCCCUCACGAGUCAUGCCUCAACGUCCACGAAUAAAUAAAAUGAGAUUGUAAAAGUAGAAGGUCGCUUAUAACCUUCGUGAAGUAUGCUCAGGCCUGCAAUUUAUGUUUUAACUCACACCUGACGAGGAAUUUUCUUAUACGAGUGGGUAGAAGUACGUCUGAUAGGACAUACGGAGUGUUAAUUAUGUAGCUACUGACGGAGCAUUAAAUGCGAACGUGAGCGUGGCCUCAGGAAGGUGAUUCCCAGUACACGCAUAGCAGAGCAUUAAAUGCUCGUACAAAUGACCAUUGGCUACAAAUACCACUCAACCAUAUAAUUUAAUGGUAACUGACCAACCCCAAUCUCUCUCUACUUUCUUUCUCUAAAAUACGUUCUAACUUGCUCUUUGGAGAGUGUCCGAGGCCCCCACCUCCGUACCAUUGCUGUAGGGUCAAGGUCACCGGCAAGCGUCCGACAGGAGGCAAGAUCUUAGCAAAAGUGGUCACUCGAUCAAUACGUCUGGUACCUUCUAGGCUUAAACAAUUUGGCACCACCGUGGGGCAACAUUUUGAAAAGAUCCUAGUCUUCUUGUCGCUAGCAAUGGUGGGAGAUUUGACAACUCCGCUCAAGGGAGUAAUCAACACACAGAUGCUGGGGGGCUCUCACCCCAAAUCGAAGAUGAAAUGGAUCUAGAGGACCAAGUUAAUGGGCAUGGGAAGUAGAUUUCCGAGAUAAUGGAUAGCAUUGGGAAAAUUUUGGCCCUUAUGAGCGAGGAAAGGAAGCAAGGAGAUGCCCGCCCAGAAAGCUCCGCAGCAAAGAAGGGCAAGGGAAAACAGAAGGCGUUGGUCAUCGAAGAAGAUCCAUACGAUGUGGAAACGGAGGAAGACCAGCCGGAGGCGGAUCUAAGCUUAUUGGAGGAACACCUGCAAUCGUGUUUUGGAAAAGGGAGCGGAAAGGGAAGGCCAACGUACUGCACAACCCGCUGGCGAAGGGACUAUUCAAGAACCUGAUACUUUUCAUUGUUAGGACUACCAACGUAUGAUGGAAGCUCUGACCCCAGUGAUCAUCUAAGCGCAUUCACCCUGAAGAUGCAGUUGAUCAACGCCUCAGAUGCAGAUCUGUGCAAAGCCUUUCCAAUAACCGUUGGGGGGCGAUGCAGGACGUGGUUCAUAUCGCUUUCGUAGGGAAUCAUCGAGAACUUCGAACAAUUCACAAUGUUGUUUUCAUUGAAGUUUGCAUUCUAGAUACGCCGCAAAAUGAUGGUAUCCGCUUUGAUUAAUUGCCACUAGGGGACGAAGAGACGCUAACUGAAUUCUACGACAUGUGGAACACGAUAGCGUGUAAAAUUCAAGGAAUUACACCUGGGGUCGCGGCGGGAAAUUUAAUAAUGUCCCUCUGUAGCAAAGAAAUCCAAUGAGAGUUGAUCAAGAAGGAGCAUUUCUUGAAUACAUGGCCAGAGUUGAAUAACCUAGUCCAGCGAGCCAUAACUUUGGAAGAGACCCUGGCCACGGAAGAGGCAAAUGCUCUUACGGGUGUGAAAGAGGGAGAGAAAGACUGCGCGAAGGGAAGAAAUGGAAUCGCUCGCCAUCGCGCAUGGGUAGAUCGCUCGAGCAUCUUAAUCUCAAGGCAAAAUAUAUUGAGACGAAGGGUGCAGAGAAGUGUACGUAACAGGAAGAUAAGGAGAGGAACAUCCUCCCGGGCACAGGAAGAAAGAGGCAAAAUCAAGGAUCCAAGGCAGCAAGAGACUAGUCAACCGUAAAUUGUGCGACUGGCAACAGAGAGCGACACAUAACACCGCGGACUAUCGUGAUAGGCUGGAGGCUAAGAGGCAGGAGAAAAAAGAAUGCAAAAGGUCAUGGUCAUCGAGACAAAGACACAGCCGAUCCCCCCGGGAUCUUUCCAGGUCAAGAGAUCGACGACGGUCACGCUCUUUGAGAAGAAAUCGGUCCAGGACUUCAAUGCGAAACCGGCCCCCAUCACCACCCCAAAUGUCACGGAACGGGAGGCAACAUCAUCAUGAUGAAGAUGACCUAGAAAUCAUAACUAUCGCCGGCGGGUCGCAAUAAGACACCUCAAGUGAAUGAGGGGAAAACCACUAAGGUUCUCGCAUUGACAACCGGACUGCCCGCCAAAGUGACAUUCAACUCUUCAGAGCCCGUCGAUCCGGAUGCGGCGGAGGAUCCCCUAGUCAUCGCAUUCCGCAUAGGAAAAUAUAAAAUCACAAGAAUGCUCAUUGACAAAGGGAGCUCGACCGACAUUUAGUUUUUCUCAACAUUGAAGAAUAUAAAGAAGGGAAGCGAGGAUCUAAGAUCGUCGGCCACGCAGCUGGUGGGUUUCUCCAGAUAAAAAAUCAGAGAGCUUGGCUUAAUUAUCCUGCGCAUCACGGUCGGCGAAGGAGGCGUAACUAAAACAAAGCCCAUGGAGUUUUAUGUAGCGGACUGUCCUUCGGCGUAUAAUUCAAUCCUGGAAAGAGGUUUCCUCGUCGCUUUUGAAGCAGUUCAUCAACAUGUCAGUAAACGCUAAAAUUUCAG
This is a messenger RNA of Linum trigynum, 5033 nucleotides long. NCBI's taxonomy places the organism in Eukaryota, Viridiplantae, Streptophyta, Magnoliopsida, Malpighiales, Linaceae. The record is from the annotation of a GenBank genome assembly.